AGCAACAUGUAUAAUCCGAAUACAGAUAGACCUGAAGUAUUCGAUAUAUUGAAAUACUGCUACUACUUUGCAAAGCAAACAGAGAAAAACAGAGGAAAUGAAAUGAUGAAAUUGGAAAUGAAGAAGAAAAGUAGGGCAAUUUAAUUUGUUAUAGUUCCAGUAAGCAAAUCAUAUCUCUUUCGUUCAACUCAGCUUAGGCGUCUUAAUAUUGCAUCAUGUUAUGGCGAGCUGUAUGAUACCUGGACUACAGCUUUGAGAAAGUUUCCGUUAUUGGAGGAACUCGGCCUUUACUCAACAGAAAUCACCAAAGAAGCAAUUGAAACUGCUGGUCGUUAUUGCCCCCUGCUAAAAACACUCAAAGUGAACAGUGCAGCUAACAUAUGUAUUUGUGAUGAGUCGUCUGAUGAGAUAGCCAUAGCUAUUGGCAAAAACUUAAUUGAGUUACGAGACCUUGAACUUAUUGGAAGCAGCAUGUCAAAUAUUGGGUUGCAGGCAAUUCUGGAUGGUUGUUGUCACCUUGAAUCACUUGACUUGCGUAAUUGCUUGUGCAUAUAUUUCAAGGGAACGAUGGGCAAACGAUGUUUGGAACAGAUCAAAUAUCUAAAACGGCCCAAUGAUUUUCUUAAAGGCUGUCCAUAUAUGUAUCUAAAUGAGAACGUGACAUAUGAUGGACAGUCCGGAUUUUAUUCAGAUUAUUCUGAUGAGGAAUCUGAUGGAUGUUUUUACUCUGAUGAGAUAUCUGAUGGAUAUAUAUACUCUGAUGAAGACUCUGAAGGCUUUGUUGACUUUGAUAAAUCCACUGACCAUGACAAUGAAGAUGACAACUACAAUGAUGAUGGCGGUUAUGAUGAUGAUUUCACUAACCUUUGAUGAGUACAACGAGAUGCUUGUCAUGAUAGUUUGUUAUGAAAGCUGCUGCUGUUUUCAAGAACUCCUUGUUUGCAUUGCUCCUGAAACUCAGACCGUCCAUGCAAAAAUUAAUACAGCACAACUACAUCGAAGUACACAUGCUCUGUUGGAUCCAUCGGUAAUCAGGUCAUCUCCGACUUAUCUACAGCUGAUAAGUCAAGGCUAUCCUUGACAAAGGUUGGACAACUACUGUAACAUACUUCUUCAUCCUAACUUUCAACUUUUUCCCAGCAGCCCGAAAGUCUGCAGCCAAACCACAUUGAGGCAAAUUUUACAUAAGUUUUUUGAUGUCUACAUGAACUUCAUAUUUGCAGCUAUGUUUCCAUGUAUUCAUUUUUUAGCCAUCAUUUCCACAUACUUUUAUUGCAUGUAAUCUCAUUUUGCCUUCCAUAUCCUUUGUAUCCAAUAAAAGGAGGUUACGGCUGGUGUCAUGUUCCCUCUCUAAGAUUUAAAUUGUCGGCGUAUCUAGUGCAGCUUUGACAUUGUAUCUAAUUUGAAGCAAGAACGACAAAACAGUAUAUUCUUGCUCUUC
Erigeron canadensis is the source of this 1441-nucleotide messenger RNA. RefSeq lists its product as uncharacterized. The record is from RefSeq and is a predicted model, not a curated record. The transcript is spliced from 5 exons. NCBI's taxonomy places the organism in Eukaryota, Viridiplantae, Streptophyta, Magnoliopsida, Asterales, Asteraceae. Bases 665 to 1081 code for a protein of 138 amino acids.